GGAGAGAGAGAGAGAUUGCAUAAUCUCAUGAGCAUCAAAUUAAAGGCCCAUUUCAAGAUCUGCUAACAACCGAAUCCCCUUCAAUAUUAUCCAAACUAGCUAAUCUGGCCGUAUGAUUAGCUAGCAGUGCACUUGAUAAAGUAGAUAGAUGAAGGGUGAUUGUUAGUUGGUGAGGAUUUUAUUGAAUUAAUGCGAAUGGAUAAGUUUCCUCAUCAUAAUCCAUUCUUUCCCUCGCAACAAAACAAUGAAGAUUACUCUGAGCUGUUUUCUGCUCCCCAUAAAACACACGACGAUGACGCUCCCUUUUUGUUUCAGACAGAUCCGACAUUACUCCAACAUCAAGAUCUGCAGUUUGAUGUUGGUUACUUAGAAUUAGACGACCCAGUGGCGGCAGCGCUAGAGGUCAGUAAUUAUCCCAUUCCAGACAACGUUAACGUUAACGCCCCCAGAAACAAGGGAAAGAACAAGAACAAGCAGCAGAAACCGUCGGCGGCUGGUCGGGGCCAAGGGGAGAGCAGUGCGAGUGAUGGCAAGCAUAAGAGAGUGAUGCAUAGGGACAUUGAAAGACAAAGGAGACAAGAAAUGGCCAACCUUUAUGCUUCUCUCCGCGUUCAACUCCCUCUCGAAUACCUUAAGGGAAAACGGUCCACAUCUGAUCAUGUUAUGGAGGCGGUGAAUUACAUUGAGGACAAGCAGAAGAGCAUCAGGGAAUUGGAAGAGAAGAGGGACAGGUUAAAAAGAGUUGGUCCCAGUGGCAGUGAUGUUGUUGAUGAAGAUUAUAAUCGCAGAACUGGAAACUCAUCAAGUGCAGCAGCAGCAGCAAUGGUGACAGUUGAGGCAUGCUUGGAUGGGGUUGAAAUAUUCAUAAAUUCUGGGUUUCCCAACCAAGGGUUUCGGAUUUCCAGGGCGCUUGAUCUACUGGUGCAACAAGGCCACCAUGUUCUUAGCUGCGUUUGCUCUAGAGUCGAUGAUAGACUCCUCCACACCAUCCGAGUUCAGGUGAGUCCACAGGCAGGAGUUGAUCUUCAGGUGCUUCAACAACAUCUGAGUGAUUCUAUUAAUCUAUUGUAGUAUUGAUCGAAUUGAAUUUCCAUAUACACGUACUAUACAUCAUGUUAUGAGUCCCCUCAUGAACGUGCAGUGUAUGUUUGAUUUGUUUCUUUGUUUUUAAUUUUUCAUUUCCUAUAUAUGUAUGUGUUCAUGCCCGGAUCGGAUCCGAGUUGUUCCAUUAAUUUAAUGUUGUGUAAGACAUUAUUGCAAUUUUGCUCAUGCAUGAAUGAGGAGUUUCUGAUGGAAUUCAUGAGGUUCUGCAA
Ipomoea nil (Japanese morning glory) is the source of this 1313-nucleotide messenger RNA. Its product is annotated as transcription factor bHLH118-like. The record is from RefSeq and is a predicted model, not a curated record. Gene Ontology annotation, biological process: regulation of transcription by RNA polymerase II. Gene Ontology annotation, molecular function: protein dimerization activity; RNA polymerase II transcription regulatory region sequence-specific DNA binding; DNA-binding transcription factor activity, RNA polymerase II-specific. Bases 190 to 1071 code for a protein of 293 amino acids. Lineage: Eukaryota; Viridiplantae; Streptophyta; Magnoliopsida; Solanales; Convolvulaceae. Gene Ontology annotation, cellular component: RNA polymerase II transcription regulator complex. The transcript is spliced from 3 exons.